This is a messenger RNA of Caenorhabditis briggsae, 528 nucleotides long. NCBI's taxonomy places the organism in Eukaryota, Metazoa, Nematoda, Chromadorea, Rhabditida, Rhabditidae. The transcript is spliced from 4 exons. The coding region runs from base 1 to 528 and encodes 175 amino acids. The record is from RefSeq and is a predicted model, not a curated record.
AUGGACAUGUCCCAUGUUCUCGUCAUCGCUCCUCUUGUCGUGUUUGCUUUAUUUUUCUUGACAGUUCUUGUGCUUCGUUCGUUUUUCCUAAUGAGCAGGGAAGAGCAACGAAGGGAUCGAAUACGAAGAGGCGGCCCAGUGUCAAGUAUGUCAAGUAAUGACACUGGAAUCGAAAUAUCUUGUACCAACAAUCUCAACUCAAACAAUAGGAAUAACGUUCGCUCGAAUAAUAAUAGUAAUAACAAUCCGAACCCACCGAGUUAUUAUGCCGAGGUUAUGGCCACCAAUUCAUCGGCUCUUUAUCCUGUCUAUGUUCCACCUUAUGCGGCACCGCUGAUGUCGUUGAGGGAUCCAAGGCAAUUUCAGGGACUUCCUGGACUGGCAGCACCGCCGCCAUACCCACCACCUCCAAGUUAUCAUCAGAUUAGCAGUUUUCCAGAACUACCAAGUGCUCCGCAUGCCGUUAUUAAUGUUGCUCAACAGCCAAGAAUCACAAAAACGCGUUUGGAAGUUACUCCAGUAGAAUAA